This is a messenger RNA of Fonsecaea multimorphosa CBS 102226, 1860 nucleotides long. RefSeq lists its product as uncharacterized. Gene Ontology annotation, biological process: DNA-templated transcription. Gene Ontology annotation, molecular function: zinc ion binding; DNA binding. The transcript is spliced from 3 exons. Lineage: Eukaryota; Fungi; Ascomycota; Eurotiomycetes; Chaetothyriales; Herpotrichiellaceae. The record is from RefSeq and is a predicted model, not a curated record. Bases 1 to 1860 code for a protein of 619 amino acids.
AUGCUGUCUCAAACCCCUGCUUGUCUGGCUUGUGAGCAAGCCUCGGCAAGUUUCCUCCUGUUGUUGCGUGCUCACAAGCUUAGCUCGUUAGGAAGGAAGCGACGACGCACGGGCACAGGGAGACACACUCUCUCUUACACCAGACCGUCAUAUUCCAACACGCCAUACUCGCAAGGCAACGGCACCGUCACUACUGACGAGCAUCCACGAGCCCGUUCUCAACAGUCGUCUUUGGUCAUUGGGCAGUCGUCGUCGACCAAUUGGCCAGGUCCAACUCUUCCCGUCGGCAAAAGCGAAGACCCCAGUCCCAACAACGAGACGUACAUUGGCAGAGCGCACUAUCUGGACCAUGAUACGCCAUUUGACGAAACACAGGCUCGCGACGUCGCGGUCCCCCAGCGACGGCAGCCCUCCGAGUCAGAAAAUGCUGUUCUACAGCUCUUCAAUGCUUUCGAGUUGCCGCCACGGGCAGUCUUCCGCAGUCUGCUCGAUAGUUUUCUCACGUACUGUCAGCCUUGGACACCUGUCCUCACGCGUGGCGAUAUAGAUCUCGGCGGUCAGCAAGCUCUGUCAUACCUCAUCUGUCAGUCGAUGUUUGUGGCUGCGAGUCGGGUCUCGACAGCUCCAAGUACACGUUCGUUCGCCACAACAGAUCAGUUCUACCAGCGAGCAAAGGCUCUUUUCUUCAUGAACCACGAGCUGGACGCGUUGGCGGUAAUCAAAGCUACGAUCAUGCUGCAGUGGUACACGCCUGUGGGGCCGGAGCAAGUUUCUUAUGAUGCAGGUGAAUUCUGGCUUAGAGUCGGAGUGGCCAUUGCUUUUCAGAUUGGUCUUCACCGCGAGUCGCCACCCGGACCUACUGCCGCGGCAAGGAGAAGGAUCUGGUGGACUCUAAGGACACGAGACGCGUGCAUGACAGUAGCCCAUGGUCGGCCCCGGGCGAUCAACCCAGACGACACCGAUGUGGGCCCUAUACGACCGGAGGAUCUGGUCGAUGCCGCUGGUAGAGGCGAUGGACAAUUAUUCGCCGCGUACACGAAUAUUUGCUCCAUCCUCGGUGAGAUCUCGGAGACCUGUUCAAGAAACACCAUGACGCUGGCAAAGCAUCAAAACUUCGAAACCCUUUUGCAGGAAUGGCCCUCCCAAAUCCCCGAACACUUGCGAUUCCCCAAAUUCGGCGUGAGCACAGAGAGAUACAUGUCAUUGCAGUCUCAGCUGAACCUCCGCCAACUUCACCUUCCGUACCUGCUCAGCCUCGCCAUCAUCGGUCGUUCACUGAAAAGGGAAACAAUCUCGGCUCAACCUGUCAUUGCGGCUUCUUUCGUGGCAGGCAUCUUCAGGGACUUCCUUGCGCGGGACGAAAUCAAACAUCUCGCACCAAUCUUCUCACGAUACUGCAUCGCCUCUGGGUUUUUCCUGGCCCUGUUGCAGCCUCUCACAGAGGUCUGGGCAGCUUGCCAAUCCGACAUGGAUGUUUUCCGCAAAUCUCUCGAGGAACUGGGUCAGAGAUGGAAAUCGGCCAAAUCGGGGCUGAGGGCGCUGGAACAUUUCAUUUCCCUGCGAGAGAAGCAGCCGCAGCGAGCUGUGCAGAAGGUCGUGUGGCUGACCGACCACCAAAGAAGAUUCUUCGACUGUUUCCCGCGAGACUAUUGUCUUAGCUGGGCGCCCCUCUACGAACAUUGUAGACUUAAUCCUGCAGGUCAGGAUCAUGUUGAUGGGAAUGCAACGACGCACACGAAUGUUCCCUUAGUUGACACCUCUGUUGUUGACAGAGUAUCCGAAGAUCAAUGGGCAUUCAAUGACGCGGAUUUCGAACAGUUCAUGUGGACCAACACUGAAGACUGGUUUUCUAAUAUCUAA